CCGGAGCUUUAGUUUGCACUGGUUCGCCUUAAGGCUCGCACACACGUUGACGGCCGGGGACGUGUACGUGAGUUUCGCGAAACAUAACCUCGCCGCCAAGAAAACGAAACGGAGUAGGCGAAGCAGUGGAUUUCACGGGGCCUACUGUGUGUGGUGUGUGCCGCGUCUUCGCAGCUUCCGCGCUCCCGCUCUGACACUCCGAAUCUCCAGUGUCUACGGCAUGGCCUGCUAGGGUUUGACCGCAUCGGUAGUUGUCUGUUGAUGUUUUUUGUAGCAAGCGGUCGAGCGCGCGCGUCGGCGGCCAUAUACAUUCCGGUGCAGUCGUUCGGUGCUACUGACGUUUCCGCGGACUACUGGGACGACGACGCACUCUUGCCGGAGUUUCUCUAUCGCGGUCUAAAUUGAUUUCGUUCUCGCGCGCGCGAUAGUUUUGUGUUCAACCACCAGAAUCAACCAUUUUUUGGUUAUGACCUAACCGAGUGUCAAGUUCGGCGCCCCCCAAAAACAGUCCCAAAAUUGAUACCUCAAACUCGCCCUUCCGGGUGGUCGUCAGCAGUGGUGGUGGUGGUGGGAGCACUAGUGUCAGUGGAAGUGUCGGCUCGUCGGAACUGUUCCGUCGACGGUUGGCGGCCACGGCGAUGCUGCUCGGAACGCAAAACCCGUCGGCAAUGGCGGCGGCCGCUGCCGCAGCGGCUGCAGCGCUCGCCAAGUCCGGUUCGAACGGUAGUGGCUCGGGUGGGACGGGAAGUGGUGGUUCGGGAGGUGCAACGGAUUUCUCGAUAGCGGCCAUUAUGGCGCGGGGAGCAGCGGCGGCGGCAGCUUCCGCCGCGGCUGCCGUGUCGUCGCAUGGUGGGCACAGAGUGAACGGAAGUAGUGGAGGUGGAUCCGGCGCGGGAGGGAGUUCCAGCAGGGAGCCAUCCGAGAGGAGUAUAAGUCCCAUCUCGGUCGACCGGUUUCCGGAGGUGGACGACGAGGGCGACGUGGACGUCGAGCAGUGCUCGGACUCGGAGACCACUCCAUCGUCCCGCCACGGAUCCAGCUCCCGCAAGAGCCACCACUCGAACAGGGCCACCCCGGGAACACCGUCGGACGAGGAGCGCCUUACGCCGGAACCUGCCACGACCAAGAACACCAUAAAAGGUAGUUGCAACUCGGACGACCUGCGGCCGGUGCAGUGCCACCUGGAGACUAAGGAGUUGUGGGACAAGUUCCACGAUCUGGGCACCGAAAUGAUCAUCACCAAGACGGGACGCCGGAUGUUCCCCACGGUCCGGGUCUCUUUCUCGGGGCCAAUCCGUCCCGUAACGGCCGCCGACCGGUACGUGGUCCUGCUGGACGUCGUGCCCAUGGAUAACCGGCGCUACCGGUACGCGUACCACCGGUCCUCGUGGCUGGUCGCCGGCAAGGCGGACCCACCCCCACCGGGCCGGCUGUACGCCCACCCGGACACGCCGCUCGGGGCGGACGCCCUCCGCAAACAGGUCAUCUCGUUCGAGAAGGUCAAACUCACCAACAACGAGAUGGACAAGAACGGCCAAGUAAGUAUCGUCCUGAACUCGAUGCACCGCUACCAGCCCCGGAUCCACCUGGUGCGGCUGGGUCCCGGCCAGCACGCUCCCACCAACCCGCGGGACCUGCCCGAGUUCGACCACAAGACGUACGUCUUCCCGGAGACGGUCUUCACGGCGGUCACGGCCUACCAGAACCAGCUCAUCACGAAGCUCAAGAUCGACUCGAACCCGUUCGCGAAGGGAUUUCGGGAUUCGUCCCGGCUGACCGAUUUUGAUAGUUUCCCAAGCAUAGACCCCAUGGACGCCCUUCUGUUCGAGCAGCACCUGCGCGCCCCUCUGCGUCUCUUCCCGGACCCGCUUCUGGCCGCACAGUUCGCCAUGGGCGGACAGGAACUGGACGGGGCCCAGCUGGCCAUUCUGGAGAAAGCCCGCCAGCAGCUGCAAAUGUGGGGCCGCGGCACUCCAUACGGCGAUCUUAUGAUGUCCCAAAUGUACGGUCACCCCCACCAACGACCCCCUCCCCAGCACCCGCACGCCCACCAGAUGAACCUGGCCGGCCUCUGGCAAUCCCAGUGGCCACCGCAGAUCCCGUCGGCGGCGUUCCUCCAGGCUGCGGCCGCUGCCUCGUCGGCGGCUUCGUCUUCAUCAUCGGCGACCCCACCACCGACUUCCGGUGCCUCGUCGGUCCAUCUUCCCCCGGGGGCUGCUACGGUUUCAACCCCACCCGGUUCCGGCACCAGUUCCGGGUCGGGCUCGCCGUCACCGUCGGAGCUGCGGGCCAAACACAUGAGCCGGUUCAGUCCGUACCAGAUUCCACCGCCCCAGCAGCAGCAUCAUCAGCCACCCUCGCCGCGGAGUCCUUCCAACUAGGACCAAGUUGGGUUGUCAAGCGGAAAUCCACCGAAUCCUUCGAAGGAGUAAAAAAGAAACAUCAAAAUAUGCUUUUAAACGUCGCUGUAAAUAGUUCAAUCGUCACUGUUAUUUAUUCUCUUCUUCCUUUUUAUCAUUACUAAUUAAUUGAAUUAGUUCGUUGGUGCAUUUCUAAGCUGGAAGCGAAGCGCGUUCAUUGUUACUAGGUUCUUGCAAAGUAUAAUUUAUUUUUUAUCACACAAUCACACACGUACACGUGCACGAGCACAGAAAAAAGAAGAUAAAAAAUCAUACACACUUCAUUAAACUAGAAGUUAGCUAAAUAUCGUGAUGGAAGCAAUAAAACAAAAUAUUGCAGCUACUUAAUUAGCAAUAAGAAAGAAGAUCAAAAUUGUAAGUGAACAUUUGAAAUUAAUAUCUCUUGACCAUUGUUGCUAUAAAAGUGGAAAGUGAAACUGAGCGAAUUUUUAUCUGUAAAUAAAACAAUAUGACAUAAAAUACACGUACACGAAUUGAGUUCCAAGAAA
Molecule: messenger RNA, 2908 nt
Organism: Culex quinquefasciatus (southern house mosquito)
Lineage: Eukaryota; Metazoa; Arthropoda; Insecta; Diptera; Culicidae
Product: T-box protein H15
Exons: 7
Coding region: 639-2381 (580 amino acids)
Biological process (GO): positive regulation of DNA-templated transcription; cell fate specification; regulation of transcription by RNA polymerase II
Cellular component (GO): nucleus
Molecular function (GO): RNA polymerase II cis-regulatory region sequence-specific DNA binding; DNA-binding transcription factor activity, RNA polymerase II-specific
Source: RefSeq, a predicted model, not a curated record